GUUGUUCAAUGCCAAAUAGUUGAAACAAUAGAACGUCUUUCGCGGCUGUUCACACCGACUUCAUUGGAUUUCACAAAAUUCAUCCAUAAUCUUUUGGCUGUUAUCGCUAAAGUUAUAUCACUGCAAAUAAGGGACAAAACAACGCAUUCGCUGAUGAGUGCAACGCUAGCGUCACAUGCGAUUGAUGUACCAACACACUGGCGAAUUGAUCGUCAGAUUUCAAUUGACAUCGGACGUCUCGCAAAGCAGUUUCUCUCGGAUGUGAGUAAUGGUUCAAUAAGCGAGCAAUGGACGCAGUCCGUACGAAUCGAACUCGCCAAUCAAGUGAUGAAUCUGGCACGAUUGAACGCUGCCGAGUCGAACAGUUGUGAUCGAAUUGCGAUGAUAGCAACAACAUCGGCCACGCAAACAUCCUCCGAAUCAAAUACACUCAGUUCGUCGCGUCUGCAGAUCCUGAAAUCGGGCAAAUUCUGGCUCUCAGUCGCCGCCUUAUCGCUGAUCAAAGAAGCAAAAUGGUUGGAGCUGUCGUCGAUGUGGACCAGUCUUCAGGCGAAUAAAGAUCGCGAACCAGAGCCUUUAUGCGAUAAUCACGAUGAUGAUCGAACGCUAGCGCAGAUCUACUGUGAGGUUUGUCAGUGUUCGUUGUGUCGAGAAUGCUUCACGGUGCUUCAUCUCAACAAAAGAAACAGGUGA
Anisakis simplex (herring worm) is the source of this 693-nucleotide messenger RNA. The record is from the annotation of a GenBank genome assembly. Lineage: Eukaryota; Metazoa; Nematoda; Chromadorea; Rhabditida; Anisakidae.